Molecule: messenger RNA, 1027 nt
Organism: Hymenoscyphus albidus
Lineage: Eukaryota; Fungi; Ascomycota; Leotiomycetes; Helotiales; Helotiaceae
Source: the annotation of a GenBank genome assembly
AUGCACUUCUCCACGCUAUUCUUCCUAGUAGGAACCGCAGUGGCCUUGACAGACAUCGAACACAAACCCUUCAUGCGCAAGAACAUCGACCCUUUAGUCUUCCCAGGAAAAUACAAAUCGCACAUGCACUCCUUCUACGGCUCCGACACAAUAACCAAGGACCUCCCCACAACCGCCGAGCUACAAAAAGGCUGUCCGUCAGGCGAGAACCCCAAUGAUCUCUCAAUAUAUUGUAUUCCAACCUACCUCCUUUCACACUUCAAAACUAAGACGCGACAUAGGGGCCCCAACACUCUACUACGUGAACGGAGAAAUAUACACAGAAAUCUACCCCGCAACAUUCAAAACCUACUACGAACAAAUCGACCAUGCCGAGAUUGCCUUCCCACCCAACUUCGCUGCCAUCGCCGGGAACGCAUCGGCAAAAUCGCAAUCUGAUAUCAACGAGAAAGUCAACGCUCUAACAUGGUGGUGCGAUGCCGGACCGGAAGAUCGCAGUUCUAGACCUAGAGCUACGUUUCCGAGAGUGACUUGUACGGCGCAUAUGCAGGUCAUUUUGAGAUUCCCCGAUUGUGUGGAUGUGAAGGAUGUCAAGAGGUAUGCUUAUGCGGCUGAGAAUGGGGGAAGUUGUCCGACUGGCAUGAAGAGGAUGCCGAGUUUGAGGUUUAGUGUGAGGUAUGAUACUAAGAAGACAAUCCCACAAGGGUGGAAAGGUGUGCCGCCUUUUAAGCUUGCUUGUGGUGAGGUGAGUUUUGCACCGAUCACACUAUUAUAUUGUGGGUAUUAAAUAUGUUGACUUUGCUGGUAGAUUGGUGAUGGUUAUUGCUUCCAUGGCGACUUUAUUAACGGAUGGUAUGAAGAUGCUGCUAAGAAUAUGCUGAAAGCGAAAGGACAAACUUUCAUGAGAAUCGAUGGCGCACAUGGGAAUGGAAAGCAGUAUAGUAGUUGCAAGGCUACAGAUCGAGAUCCCAAUAAUGGGACGAGUGAUUAUAAGAAGAGCUUGCAGAUGAUGAUGGGAAGCGACUAG